UUGUGUUACCUGCUUCGAAAUAAACCGUCGAAUCUUCGAAAUAUCAUACCUAUCUUCGAAAUAUUCGUGAAAGCAUGGCUGAGGAGCUCGAAGCCUUUAUGAGGGCUGAAAGUAACGAACCAUUUUUCGAACCUACCGAAGAACAAGAAGAAAUGUUAUUACUCGCUGAACGUGGCGAAUCGAUGGAUUUUCCAGACAGUCCAGACGAGCUCGACUAUGAACCGAUGUCAUCGCCAAAGCCAAAAUCUCCUCGAAAGAAUUCACCGAAACCAAAAUCUCCUCGUACUCCACCGCCAAAGUCUCCGGCCAAAUCGCCAAGCAAAUCCCCAAACUCGACAAAAAAACGCAUCGACAAAGCAGUAGGCGAAAUCGCCAAAGCGGUGUUAUCUCCAUCACGAAACAUAGAGCCAACUCCAUCUGGCUCGGGUUAUGUAUUUCCCGAACAAGGGCGCAAACCAACGCGACCCGCUAAAGUUACCAUCGACCGUACUAGAGCUCGAAAGUCAUCGCCGAAAAAGAAGGUGAGUUCGACAAUUCAACCCGUCGACAAUAUCGAAGUGAAAGGCCGCAAUAAAAAGCCCCUAAAACCAGCAAUAAAAUCACCAUCGAAGUCGCCAAAAUAUAAAUCGACAACGUACAAGCCACAAUCUCCAAAAAAGGCAGUCUCGUUCAAAAGUUCAUCGUCAUCGUUGUCGUCGUCGGCGUCGUCGUUUUCGUCGUCAUCAGUAUCGACGUCAUCGUCGUCGUAUUCGUCAUCAUCGGCGUCGGUGAGCAGUGUCCCUAAGAGAAGAAGCAGAUCCCCAAAUCGUUCGCCGAGAAAAUCUAAAUCUCCGUCUCCUCGCCGAUCGGUCUUCGAACGCCUAUCGACCAACGAAGAAAAUCUAAAGAAGGAGAUAAGAGGGAACAAGAUCACGAUUACCGAUCUACGAUCUCAAUUGAAAUCGAGGAAAAAUGAGAUUCGCAAUUUCGAGGAGGCGAUUCUGGAUGAGAAAAGGCGAAGGGAAGAAGACAGGCGACAAAUUCAGAAUUUAAAUAGAAGAAUCACCGAAAAAAACCGGACGAUCGACGAAAACCUAAUCCAAAUUCAACGCCUCAGCGAACAGGUGAACGAACAGACGACGACGAUAAACAAUCAAGUGGUGACAAUAUCGAAUUUAGAGGCACAGCUAUUGAGAGCGCCUCAACAGGAUUCCGGACGGGUAUUUCUAGUCGCUUCAGAUCCGGCCGAAUAUCAGUACGUGUACUAUAAAACCACUACGUUGAUGGGCACUGGCCUUUUUGGGGCUAUCAAUCGGCGUCUUGUAAAAAAUCUAGCGUCAGUAGCAGCGCCGAAAACGUAUUUAGACAAAUAUCGCGGGAAAUUAAUUCAUCCCCAGGACGAGUACCUGUACAUCGAAAUCUGCAUGGAGGACGUCCAAUGCUUAGCAAUACCCGUAUUCAAGAUUAAGAAAGAAGUCGACAAACUCGUUACAUUUUUGAUGGAAAAUGAAAGGACCACGAUUAUUUUUUCGUACCUGGCCGACACGAAGAAGCCAGCGGUUGAUGGGCGAAUUUCGGAAAUCAAUCAUUACUUUAAACGAUUAUCGGAGCGCGACCAGACAAAAAGAAUUCGUGUUUCGAAUCAAAUCAGAAGACUCACAGAAAUGUAUGGACCUCGAAGACCAUACUUCGUACAAACCGAUGGGAAAUUAGUACCCGAGUUUGAAUAUAUCUCCUAUAUCGUCCAGAACCUCGAAGCCGACAAAAACUGGUCACCGGAUAGUCCAAACUAAAGAUACGUACCACCGAAGAUCAUCGAAGAUACCGAACAGCAAAGCCGAAGAAACCGUUUCCAAAAACACCAACGACAAAGAAUAACAAUCAACACCGGUCAACGAACG
Molecule: messenger RNA, 1880 nt
Organism: Planococcus citri (citrus mealybug)
Lineage: Eukaryota; Metazoa; Arthropoda; Insecta; Hemiptera; Pseudococcidae
Product: muscle M-line assembly protein unc-89-like
Exons: 2
Coding region: 75-1772 (565 amino acids)
Source: RefSeq, a predicted model, not a curated record